Molecule: messenger RNA, 1560 nt
Organism: Clonostachys rhizophaga
Lineage: Eukaryota; Fungi; Ascomycota; Sordariomycetes; Hypocreales; Bionectriaceae
Source: the annotation of a GenBank genome assembly
AACGUCGACCAAAGAAUGUUCCUACGCCUACUGCUCGUGGCCGGCGCUGUGAUCGCCGCGCUGGUCGCGUUCUUCAUCCCUGGCUCCCCCGAGCGAGAGCCAUAUGUCCAGGGCCGCAACAAAACGGCCCUCUUCAUCUCCAACAUAGAGCAUGGCCUCAGUAAUGUUCAUGUGGCUACCGCGUCCGCGCUUCUUGAGGGCUACCCCGACAUCGAGGUACACUUCGCAUCUUUUGCGAAGCUCCGUGACAAGCUGGCUCGAGUCUCUGCAUUUGCACAGACCAAGACGCCAGACGCCAAGGACAUCAUCUUCCACGAGAUCCGUGGUCAGGCAUUCUUCGAGGCCGUUCAAUUACUAGGCCACGAUCUAGAGAGUACCAUUUCCCCUCCCGGAAUCGCCGGUAUCGAUCAGUUCACCAAAAACAUGCAGGACUGGAUCUCCCCAUGGAGCGCAGAGGAACACAUGGUCAUCUACGACGAAAUUGGCGCCAUCAUUGACGAGAUUGACCCCGCAGUGGUCGUCUUGGACACGCUUCUACGUCCUGCCCUUGAUAGCACCCGCGACAAGAACCGCCUGCACGCUAUCGUCUCACCCAACACCCUCGUUGAUAACUUCCUUGGUGACCAACCUUACGGCAGCAUGUUUUGGAAAUACCCCGCCUUGUCCUCCGGCUUUGACUUCCCGGUGCCAUGGCGCAACAUGCUAGAGAACAUCUACCUCAACUUCCGCUUCAUCUAUGCCGUCAUGUUGACACCAAACCUAUCAGCUAAGAAGGCUGAACUGAGGACCAGAGGCCUCAAGGACCCCAUCAAUUUCCUCAAGAUGCACCGCCCUGAUGUUCCGUGGAUCACGAUGAACACCGAGGGCGCGUCUAUUCCCGUCGAUGUGGUGCCUACCAACGUCACCUGCGCUGGGCCAAUUUUGCUCUCCGUUGCGCCGGCCAGCGAGCAAGAUCCAGAAUUAGCCGAAUGGGUCGGUCGGGGCCCUACAGUCUUGAUCAAUCUCGGCAGUGGUUUUGCGUACGCGAUCAACCACGUCCGCCCCAUGGUUGGAGCGGUUGUUGAUGUGCUUACCAAGACUGACGUCCAAGUCCUUUGGAAGUUCAACAAAUACGGCGAAUACUCAGACGAUGAACUAGCUCCCUUGAAACCGUUUCUCGACAGUGGACGGCUUCGACUGUCCAACUGGCUUCCUAUUGAUGUCCUGUCUUUGCUGGAGACAGGUGACAUUGUCGCCUCUGUGCAUCACGGCGGUUCCAACUGCUUUCACGAGGCUGUCAACGCUGGUGUCCCUCAUGUCAUUCUUCCUCUCUGGGUCGACCUGUACAACUUUGCCGCCCUCUCCGAAACCGCCGGCAUCGGAGUCUGGGGUUGCCGGGACACAAGCCCAAACUGGACGGCUGACGGAAUCAGCAGCGCGAUCAUCAAAGUUGUCGAUGGUGGAGAGGCAAGCAUCUCCCUCCGCGAGAAGGCCAAAACUUUGGGCGACAAGCUGAGGGCAGGCGAGAAGGGACGCGACAUAUCUGCGAGGGAGAUUGCGAAGCUUGCCUAUGUGAAGUGA